AUGACGUGGACGGAUGAGAUGAGAAGGGCUGAACGGCUGAGAUGCAAGAAAAAACUAAUCAGGGGUGAAAUGAGACAAACCCAUUUGGGAAGUGUGACCACCACCCUUGAUGCGGAUACACAUGUCGACUCCAGCAAAGCGGUGGAAACCAAGAAGAAGAAUGGGCUCGAACGCCUUGUAGCGGAGGAUCUACGGCUGGACCAUCUCGAUUGGGACUUCGUUCAUUUUUAUCAAGCCUCAGCCGCUCUUGCAGUGGGUCACGGCGGCGGCGACGGCGGUUUUCUUCCUGCCGAAAGAAAGAAAUCUCUUUCCCCUUUAAAAAUCAGUUAA
Messenger RNA from Fraxinus pennsylvanica, 330 nucleotides. Lineage: Eukaryota; Viridiplantae; Streptophyta; Magnoliopsida; Lamiales; Oleaceae. The record is from the annotation of a GenBank genome assembly.